Molecule: messenger RNA, 743 nt
Organism: Prorocentrum cordatum
Lineage: Eukaryota; Dinophyceae; Prorocentrales; Prorocentraceae
Source: the annotation of a GenBank genome assembly
GCGCCCCUCCGGCGGUCCGACGGCGACGACGCCCGCACCGGGGGCGGCCCGUCGCCGAGGAGGGGCGCCGUGGUGUACGACAUCGGCUCCGACAACGACGACCCCUUGGAGAUGGAGUUGGAGCCCGACUCCGACGCAGAGGCGGACGCGCCCCCGCCGCCGCCAAACUUGGUCUACAUCGAGCGCGUGGCCGAGCUCGAGCAGCGCAGCGACGGGCUGCGCCGCGAGCUGGCCGCGGCGCACGAGGACGAGAGGGCGCUCAGAGCUGGGAUCCACGACAAGAACCAGUUGGUGGCGCACCUCGCUCGGAAGGCCGAGCUCUCUGGCAACAGGUCCGCUGCCGCCCACGCUGGCGACGCUCCAGCGCGCGGAGGUGGGAGAAGCCGCGAGGAGAGCACCGCCGAACUGGAGAACGCGUCCUCGCGGAAGCGACGGAGGAGAACGUCCGGCUCAGAAAUGACAUCCAGGACGGGUGCUCGCGGGCGAGUUCCGACAGGCCUUGUCGAGAGAGCGGUGAUGCCCGCCCCCCGGCCGCGCGCCCCGCGCGGCGCUGGCACACGCCCAAUCCGCGGCCGCUCGAUCUCCUCCUCCUCCUCCUCGUCCUCCUCGUCCGAUGUUGGGCUUGAAGCUGGCCUUUGGAGUUACUACAUACGCACCGUCUCUCUGCAUCGACCGCUGCGGGGAGACAUUCGGAUCGCAGGCGCCAUGUGAAGACGAUAGCGACAAUGCUGGCGUGCGCGGCG